This is a messenger RNA of Culex quinquefasciatus (southern house mosquito), 1240 nucleotides long. Its product is annotated as CLIP domain-containing serine protease B15. The record is from RefSeq and is a predicted model, not a curated record. Gene Ontology annotation, molecular function: serine-type endopeptidase activity. The coding region runs from base 119 to 1186 and encodes 355 amino acids. The transcript has 4 exons. Lineage: Eukaryota; Metazoa; Arthropoda; Insecta; Diptera; Culicidae. Gene Ontology annotation, biological process: proteolysis.
GUAGUGGGAUUGCUCUGGGAUUCCUCAGCUUAAUCAGUUGCCACAAGAGAAAGCUACCGCCAGCUCUCUCUUGGUUAGUUCGAAGGAGACGGUUCAUCAGGCCUGUUCGACGAUCGAGAUGAAUUUUUUGUUUAGUUUAGUAAUAGUUUCAAUUGGCUUUGCCGUGGGAUUAAAAGUGAACGAUACUUGUGUCACGCCAUGUGAUUCGCCGGGCAGAUGUGUCCCCGUGAGGAACUGCUCCUACGCGCUCAAAAUUGUUCGGAAAGAAAGCCCAACCUAUCAAGAUUCAUUGUUUCUGGAGAAAAGUAGAUGUGGAAAAGAUAAAGGAUUGCCACUGAUAUGCUGUCCGCACCUGUUGAAUCCCGAAGAUUGUGGUGCAUCCCUAGGGAACCGCAUUUUUGGCGGUACUCCAACCAAACUUGAAGAACAUCCGUGGGCGGCAGUACUAAUGUACGACACCGCAAGGGGUCGAAUUAUUCCGAAAUGUGGUGGAUCAUUGAUUAAUGAGCGUUACGUUCUGACGGCAGCCCAUUGCAUUCGUAAUGUUCCAGACCGAUGGAAAUUACAUAGCGUACGAUUCAGCGUGAUCGAUGUUAUCAGCGAGGUGAAUUGUACAACAAUAGAAGAGGAGGAAAUUUGCCGUCAAGAAUUUGGGGUGGAGCAGAUCACGGUCCACCCGGAUUACGACAAAGAUUCAAUCAACAAACAGCAUGACAUUGCCAUCGUCAAACUGGCCGAGGAUGUUACGUUCGGCAAAUAUGUUAAACCUAUUUGUUUGCCAUUCGACGAACUUGUUGCCGAAAUGCCAAUCGAAGAUGAAGAAUUCACAGUUACCGGAUGGGGUCAAACUGAGAAAGAAAUUCUCAGCAGGUUUCAGCUGCACGUCGAAAUCAACGGCAAAUCCAACGAACUGUGCGAAAAAGUGUUUGGCGUGGCCAACGUAACGCUGACCGAGAAUCAUCUGUGCGUGGGGGGAGAUGCCGGCAGGGACUCGUGCAAAGGUGAUUCCGGGGGACCCCUGCUGAGACUGGUCGCGACGAACUGGUACCAGGUUGGUGUGGUGAGCUUUGGAGCGAAGCGAUGCGGCUCGGAAGGCUUUCCCGGAAUUUACACAAAUGUGGCCAAAUAUUUGGACUGGAUAUCCGACGUUGUGAACGAAAACCACUGUCACAAAAUGGAGGAGUGAUUGUAAUUAUCAUCAAGCUAAAUUUGCAUAGCAAAAAAUCAGUCAAGACGCAAU